CUUGUCCUCACCUCUUCAACUGUAAUUUAUGAGCCCUCAUUCACUUCGGCUGCAUCCCACAGAUCACACCACCGCCAUGAAGGAUCUUAAUGUAUUUUUGCUCUUCUUUGCUGUUUUCUACUCUACAAAGGGACAGACUACAGCACCAUCCAUCUGUGACCUGCCAAAAGAUGAAGGAACGGGCUCAGAUGUAAAAGUCUACUUAUACUACGACAAGGUUGAAGACAAGUGCUUUCCAUUCCGUUACAUGGGAGAGGGGGGUAAUGGAAACCGCUUCACUGCUGAGCAUCUCUGCAUGAGAAACUGUUCAGCCAGAGCUGAGGAGCUCUACCCUUCAGUCAGAUCUGAUUCCUGCCACUUGCCGAAGGCUCCAGGAGACUGUUAUGGUGCAUAUCUGCGCUACUACUAUGAUUCUCUUCAUGCGAAGUGCAAGACGUUCUACUGGACUGGCUGUGUGGGAAAUGGAAACCGUUUCCUUGAUAUUCAGCGUUGCAAUGAUACAUGUUUUGGAAUUCUAGAUGCAGGAGAAGAAAAGGAGGAGGAAGUGGAAUCUGACACACCAAUUGGCAUCAUUUUGGGAGUUGCUUUAGGCAUUAUUGGAGCCAUCAUUCUCAUUGUUGUGCUUGUUCUGACACUAAAGCCUAGCUCAAAAAAAAGCAAAGCGAAGGCCAAAGAAGUUUCUAAGGAUGCAAGUGCUCCUGGACCAGAAUUACCUCUUCAAGAAGCAGCGACUGAAAUGGCCUGAGGGACCACAGUGCAGUUUGAAACACUGUUUGAAAGUCAGCAUGACUACCUAAAUAUGCCAAAGCAUAUUUUAGGUAAUCACUACAAUGGACACAAUGUACAGUACAUGUGGGCACACAAGAUAUGUUUUUGUAUGAAUAUGUGACAGUUUUGAUAUGAAUAUGAACGCAAGUUAAAUUAGAAGAGUAUGGUUAUUAAUGUUGUUGUCCCUGUGCUUGAUGAUUGUAAUUUUAGAUGUCAUAUUGGUAAGCUUUGGCACUACUCAAAAUACUGCAGAAAGUGUACCAUUAUUAGUCUGUCUGUUUUAAUAAGGAAUGUAAUCUAUGUUGUGCUAAGAGUUCAGCCAGCUCCUAUAACACUCCAUAGUCAUUUCAUAAAUGUGUCAAAAAAGUAGUUAUGUAUAGAAUUGAUGUAAUUCCCAAUUCAAUGCAGAAUAUUAAGCCCUCAGUCACAGCCUAUCUAGCAACAUCAACUUUGAAAAAUACAUGUUUAUUUUUACAGUUUUUUUUUUCUAUUUCUAUUUUCUUCUUAAAAUCUGUACCUUCUAUUCCAAUAACAGGUCUUCCUGUGUAAUAACUAGAAUAAAAAUAAAGGAAAAAUGACAAUAAAGGAAGACAACAAGGAGGGUGAAAUUAAA
Messenger RNA from Astyanax mexicanus (Mexican tetra), 1381 nucleotides. RefSeq names its product BPTI/Kunitz domain-containing protein. NCBI's taxonomy places the organism in Eukaryota, Metazoa, Chordata, Actinopteri, Characiformes, Acestrorhamphidae. The record is from RefSeq and is a predicted model, not a curated record. The coding region runs from base 29 to 745 and encodes 238 amino acids. The transcript has 6 exons. Gene Ontology annotation, molecular function: serine-type endopeptidase inhibitor activity.